Acipenser ruthenus (sterlet) is the source of this 1434-nucleotide messenger RNA. RefSeq names its product natural cytotoxicity triggering receptor 3-like. NCBI's taxonomy places the organism in Eukaryota, Metazoa, Chordata, Actinopteri, Acipenseriformes, Acipenseridae. Gene Ontology annotation, biological process: immune response-activating cell surface receptor signaling pathway; positive regulation of natural killer cell mediated cytotoxicity. The transcript is spliced from 3 exons. The coding region runs from base 183 to 707 and encodes 174 amino acids. The record is from RefSeq and is a predicted model, not a curated record.
UGCCGACGAGCUAUUCUGCAAACCGCAAACACCAUGAGGGACCUUUAUUUCACAGACAGGAAAGGACAUAAUAGGCUUCUUAUCAGUAUCUACAUGACUUGAAAUGAGCUUCCUGUCCUCAGCAUUGCAUCGCUAUACACGUCUACUUGGUCAUACCUGCAUCUUUUAAUAAGAGAAUAAACAUGGAAACAUUCGAUUUAAUACUGCUGUUGUUAACUGGUGUGGCUUGCCAGAAUAUAAUCGUUUUUCAGCCUCCAACUGUAGAGGUAACAGAAGGUGAAAAAGCCCAUUUAAAGUGCACCUUUAAUUCUACUGCAGAGGACUCUGUUACGGGAUCAGCUAUCUGGAAAAAGGGCUGUGAGACUGCAAAAUCCCUAUUAGAACAUGACGACCAAAUGAAGGGGAGAUUGGAGAUGGCAAAUGCAAGAGAUUUCAAAACGAAGCAUGAUGCUUCGAUAUACAUCCAUAACGUGACGGAGAGAGACUCUGGUAUCUAUUACUGCGAACUGGACCUCGUGAGUGUUGGAAAGCUCAUUGGCAGCGGCACUUAUCUCAAUGUUAAACGACUGCCCUGCAAUUCUCAGGUUGCGCUUUGUGAAGAUCUAUGGAUUCUCAGCAUUGUUCGGAUUUCACUCACCUCUUUGCUGACGAUUGCCAUGAUUGUCUUCAUUUGUAUCUCCUGCCGCCUUUCUGUAAAGGACCAAUAGGUCUUCUUUAGAAGAUAACAACGCCAUAAGAAAUACUGAACAUUUUCAAAACUAGUGCUGAUUGUUCUUGCAUGUGUCUAAGGGGUGGUAAACGUUGCUUAUUAUGAGCCAUUCCACUCUAAUGUGUAUUUAAUGUGAUUGAUCAUUUAAUGGUCUAAUUAGAUUAACUGUUGUGGACAGGACUUACACAACUUGAACGCAUUAAUUCACAGAUUCUUACAAACACCACUUAAUGGUGUUCUUUUUAAAACACCUGCACAGUGUACGUGCGCGUUGAAGCAUAUUCUAAAACGUCAAUAGCAUACCGAAACCUACUCUGACCUUGCUAACUCAAGUAGAAAUUUAAAAGCAUCUGGAGACACAUUUUCUUGGGUUUUCAAAAGCUAUUCUUACAAUGGUUUCACAGUUAGGCAGAAGAGGCUUUUGGGAAACGCCUCCCUGCAUUAGAAUGGUUCAAUGGCUCUUUGCCACCCUCUUUUUGUAAUAAAAACCUUUGCAGCUAGUUUUGUAUUCCUCUCCUCACAUCAGCAGUGUUCAUUUCGCUCACAUCCCUCUUAAAGCAUUAUGACUCAGAGUCUUCAAGCCGCUGCAUCAUUGCAUGUAAUUUGGGGACAGUAGAAAAGCAGCUUUAAAUAAUUUGCUGUAAUGUUCAUGGCUAAGACUAACAAGGCAGAUUGCUGUCAUUUUUAUUGCAAUUUUGUUUUUUGAUACAUUUGCUAUUGCAUUA